CAAAUUCACCGCAUUCGGAGUCCGUGCGUUCGUUCGACCGGUACGUGAGUAUUCGUGUGUUGUAUUAUUGUUUCGUGUAUAAUAAUAAUACCAGUAUAUUUUUUACUCGCUUAAAAAAUAAGAUUAUCCUUCAUUCGUGUUAGUGCGCUGCUAGAAUAAAUGUUGUGAAAUUUUCAAUAUUUACUCGGUUGCUAUUUUGAUUUUUCUAACAGAUUCCAAUGGGGUUGUUUCCGUUGGAUAUUAAUACAAAAGUGUUAUCGAAUACGUAUUUAGUGUCCGGAUCAUCACUGGACGCUUAAGGAAUAUCAAUGACCGCCGGGCCCAUGACGCGAAACGGCGAAUGUAAGAAGUUUUCGCCGAAUAUUUUCAACAAGUCUAAAUGUACCAAUUGCUUCAGACAGAAAGAAGAGCACAGCGCUGAAGCUUUGGAAAGCAAUAGGGCUACCAGGAAAGCGGUAAAAUGCGGAUAUCUAUUCGUAGCGCCCGGACGAGAUUUCUCAAAUCCUAUAAACAGGACCAAGAGAUGGCAAAGGCGGUGGUUUGUGCUGUUCGACGACGGAGAACUGAUUUAUUCGCUCGACGAACAUCCCGACACAGUACCUCAAGCUCGUUUGGAUAUGUUCACGGCAAUCGCUGUGGAAGAAGCAGAUGAAGCUACCGGUAAUCCUCACAGUUUGGCCAUCACUUCCGCAGAUACCAGUGUACACUUUGUUCGGGGAGCAUGUAGAGAAGAGGCCAAAGGGUGGAAAGACGUACUUACCUCAUACAUGCGUCAUUCUACACAAAUUACUCCAUCAACUAACGGCGUGGCAAAGCACAAGCGUAACUCGACGUUCCCGGGUCCAAACACCACAUCCGGCGCCUUGAAUGGAACUGUUAAAGCCACUACUAUUUCUACGAGUACAAAUCAGACUAGUCAUCAACAAACAAUAGGAUGGGCGACUUCAACGCCAAUUGUUUCUGAACGAGACCAAAGACCCCGUUCAUCGACGGCACCCGUUAUUGUGGCCACUGUGCUGACCAACAAAACCGAACGAAGUGUGUAUCAACCUAAUUCUCCACCAACUAGAGAAAAAGUCCGCUCAGAAGAAAAUGUACGACUCAGAUCAUCUGAGCAACACAGGUCUAGUUCUAGUUUGUCGCAAACGUCUUCUUCAGGGUGGGAUCAAACUGACUCAACGGAAUGUGUUACCAGGAGAUUACUUAUUGAAGAUUUUGAUAACGAAUGCAAACUCAAAGAAAUUGCUGAUUCCAUUUCCCGAAUUCAUCCUCGAAAUAAUAAUAUUGGAAUACUAUCCAAAUCAAGAAAUCUGGAACUAAGCAAAGACACGGACGUUACCAAUCAAAAACAAGUGCGUGGUGAUCCAGACGGUUGUGGUUUGGAUUUGUCAUUACGAUACUCGCCCAAUUCCGAACUUAGAGUCGAAUUGCCAACCGAAGAUCUUUUGAACAUAAAGAAAGGAUGGCUUAUGAAACAAGGAAGCACGCCAGAUGAAUGGAAUAAACAUUGGUUUGUGUUAAGAGGAUCUGCAUUAUUAUUUUACCGCGAUCCUACUGCUGAAGACCAAGGUAUUCUUGAUGGUGUUGUCGAUUUAAGUUGUGUAACUACUGUCAAUGAUGUACAAGUGAAUAGAAAUUAUGGAUUUCAAACAACCUCCUGGGAUGAUAAAAGAGUAAUUUUAUCAGCAAUAACAACAGGAAUACGAACAAAUUGGGUUUCUGCUAUUCGAAGAGCUGCUGGGCUUACCGAGGAUAAUAUACUUGUUAAACCAUCGUUGGAUGGAACAUUAUCAUCUUCGAGAUCAGUAUUAUUUUCAUCGGAUGAUGAAUAUAGGACUGCUUCAGAAUGUGGACGUCAUGAAAGCAGUGAUUGGGGAGAUACUUUACCACCAUCACCUCCACUUAAUCGGACACCUAUUUCAAAAGUAAAAGAGCGAGCUAGAGGAGGACCUCGGAGUAGAAUUUUUACUGGUGGAAGUUUAGCAGCAAAACGGUCAAAGUCUUCACCUCCUGUGUCUCCAAAAAGUUUAUCUGAAACUUCAAAAUCUGAUGAUCUUUUACUAUCUUCAUGUGCUGAAUCUGAUGACACUAAGAGUGACCACAGUUCUUUAGUUGGCCGAGUUGGUAAACAAGCAGAUGAUUUAGCUGAAGUUAAAAAACAACUUACUACUGUGCUGUGUCAAUUAAGUAAUGCCGAACAAGAAUUGAUAAGACUGCGGCAGCGUAAACAUGAUGUAUUAGCGUUACAAAAACAAGUCGAAACAAUGGCCACGUCGUUAAAAAUGGCCGAAGAUAUGAUCAAACAAAAAUCAGAUCAAUUAACUGAAUUUGAAUCACUGAAAAAGCUAUAUAGAGACGAGAAAAAAACUUGGGAAGCUGCCUUACUAUCGGUGCAAAGUCAAUCUGAACAACAUCUAGAAGAAUUAGAGAGAACAAGAGAACAAGUAUCCAGACUUAGAGGUACACUAGCAGAUGUGUCUGAUCGUUUGGCUAGAGGAAUCGAAGAGAAUGAAUCUCUUUAUAGAAGAGUGCGAGAACUCGAAGGUCGUUCUAUACCUAUAAAUACUUCAAUUCGAGAUAGUCGUGCCCGAAGUUUAGAUUCAUUGAGUGAUCUUACAAAUAUUGAUUUGGAUUUAGAUACAGAAAAUAUGGAUAAAGAAAGGGUUGUUGAAGAAUAUGAAGAUCUUCGCUGUAGAUUUGAAAAGGCUGUUCAUGAAAUUCGAGCUAUGAAACGAGAACUUAAAGAAUCAAAUGUACAGACAGAUAUUUUAGAGUUAGAACUGAUCAACGCUAGACAAGAUUUACAUAUCAGACAACAAACUUAUGAAAGUCAAGCUUCAAUGAUGGCAGCUAGGAUUCAAGAUUUAACCACAAAACUUACUGCUGCUGAUAAACAAAUUCGCUUACUCAAACAAAAGUUAACAAAAUCCGAAGGUCGUGAUAAACGAAGAUCUUUAUCAUUAAAAGGACGUGAAUCAUUUACUAUUUGCAAAGAGCUCGAAGAAAAGCUAGUCGAUUUGGAAAAGAAAAUAGGCAAGAUUGAUACAAAAGGCAAUGGAACCAUCGAGAAGACAGAGUCAACUGAAACGGGUUGUCGAGCAAGUACUGUAGCGUCAAGACUUAGACGGAAGUCUUUGGAUAGUGCAACGAGUUGUGAACCUAUGAAAGUGCUUAUACGCAUGACUUCUCUUGAGAACCGCAUUGCUGAAUUACAAAAACCAAAUCAAGACUCGACGAACAUUUCCAUAGAUGAUAGUAUUGAAACUAAAGAUACAGAAGUAUUGAAAAUUGAACGGGCCUGGAGAUCAAAGCUUGGUGAAAUCGCAUCUAAAAGAAAGAAGUUGCUUGAUGAAGGAAAAUUGGACAGUGAAACAAAAACUACUUUAUUAGCAGAAAAGGUAGCCACUGAGGCAGUUUUCUUAAAUAAACUAAGGCAAUUAAUGAAAAAUGAUGCUGCAGUUGAGACCUCAAAUCGACUUAAAAAUCGUCUUGAAGCCAAUCUUGAUUUGUUUGCAGAGGUUAAAAAAAUCACUAAUAUAAAAAACAAUACAGAAAAGAGGGUUAAAGAGUUUUUAGAAAAUAGACUGAGCAUAAUUUAUAAGCAUAAAUGGGAUACCGAUGAUAUUAGGAGUGUCGCUUAUGAGUGUUUAGAGAGUAUUGUGACGGAUACUGAAAUGCACAUGGCACUUGACUACUAUUUUAAGACUCAAGAUCUGACGGACAAAGGAAGUGUUAUGUUAAUACAAUGCGUUUUAAACAGAAGUAAACUUGAAACAUGGCUUCUCGACGUUCGUAAACUAAUUGAAACUCAGAUGGAAGAAGUUAUACAAGGGUUACCAAAUAAGAAUAAACGUUGUGAAAAUAAUGGCUGUUUAGUUGAAUAUUUUGAGGUAGCUGUACUUCAUUGCAUGUUGGAAUCUGGUUUGAAAUUAGUGGAUAAAAGAUCUCCAAAAAGCAAAAUGGAAAUGAACGAAUCUGAAACAAUAUCCGAAUGUCAAUAUUUGGCGGCAAAAAUAUGCAAUUGCCUAUCUUUACAAGACGAUGAACGAAUGUUGCAAGAUAGUUUGGGCGGAGUGGAGUCAGAAGUUUUAGCUUUGCGUACUUGUAUGGAAGAAAUAAUUGAUAAGCGCCAGUUAAACGGACCAGCUUCCGACCCGCAACCAUUGCGCAAUGAAAGCAAGACCACAUCUUGGAUUGAAGAUGUGUGCAACAAGUGUCAUGACUUACGCAUGCAAAUAGCUUCACUACAAAUGUACCUUGCUCAAUGUCAAGAAUGUCAGCGAUGUGUAUAUUUACAAGAGAAGAUCCAGAGUUACGAACAAGAGCACAAUGAUGAACUAGAAAACGUGCAAAAACGACACAAGAUGGACAUGGCAGAGCUUAAGAGUAGACUGGAAGAGGAAAAACAAAAAACGUUGGCUGUCAGCGAACAAGAGCAAAACGUAUUAAAAGAUCGUAUAAGAAAACUAGAAAAGCGAUUGAGUGCAUUAGACGCCGAGUACAGUCAACAGAUGGAUAACUUGAGAUUAUCUUAUCAGCUUUCAUUAGCUUCUAAUGAAAUGCCUAGUACUGUCAUGACAGAGGAGUCGACCAAGCUUAGAUAUCAAACAGAAAUCGAGCACUUACGAGCUUUGUGUGAAAAAGGUCUUUUAGCGAUGGAAAAUUCACAUAGGCGUAUUAUAGCCGAGUUGGAAGAAAAACACCGUCAAGAGACCGAAGCAUUAAGAGUGGAAAAAGAACAAGCUCUUGCUGAAGAAACUCACGCUACACUUGCGGCAUUGGAUGCAAUGAGAAAAGCGCAUGAAGCUGAAGUACAAAAAGAAGUAACUAAAUUUAAGUCGGAGUUUUUGAAAAAGGUUCAAUCUAGCCAUGAUAUUGGUACUCUACAUAAAGAACAUGAAGCUGAAAUGGAAGAGAUUAAAAAAGAGAUACUUUCGUUAUCUGAAAAAUAUUCCAUAAAGUGUGUAGAGUCGGCCAAUUUGGAAGAAGAAUUGAAAUCAGCCAAUUCUCAACUUGCUCAAGCUCAACAACAAAUUUUUCAAUUAGAUUCCAGGAACAAACAGCUCCGAGCACAUUUAAUAUCAGAAUGUAACGAUUUGCCUUUAGAACUUGAGUUAGUGAAUGCUGGAGCUGAACUGACCCGUUUAAAACAAGACAUUCUGCAUGGUGAAUCGCUUGAAAGCAUUUUGAACAGUGUUGAACAGUACAGUGCUGGCGCAAUAAUGGCGAAAGUCGACCGUCCUGUUAUUGUAGCGCUGGUAAAUAAGUUGCGGCACUUCUCUAAACAUGAUCUUCAAGAACCCAUUGUCGUCGAGUCACAAAUUACAUCAAAAAAAAGUAACGUGAUUCCUAAAAAUACAGAACCCUCGCCUCUUUGUGAAGCAGAGCCGAAGAGGUAUCUGUCACAUCAAAAUAACAACAAAAAUAAUAUCGGCAAAGAAAUGACUACGUCCUCUUCAUACAGGCGGUGUAAUGGUAUUCUAUUGAAAUCUCCUGGCAUGUGUGGAAUGGUUGCCGAUCGAAAGAAAAUAUUUGAACAACGUUGAUCGAACUAAAAACUAAUACUGAAGUUCAUGAUAACUCGUUUAUAUUAUUAUAUUUAACAAUUCAUAUUGAAUUAUUUUAUAUUACAUAUUAUGAAUAAAUAAUAGAAAUGUUAAUUUUUUUUAACGUUUCAAAAACUCAAAUGUGUUCAACAAACUUAUCUAUUUUGUA
Messenger RNA from Daktulosphaira vitifoliae (grape phylloxera), 5715 nucleotides. It is a transcript of the gene osp, whose product is annotated as protein outspread. The transcript has 23 exons. The coding region runs from base 309 to 5546 and encodes 1745 amino acids. Gene Ontology annotation, molecular function: actin filament binding. The record is from RefSeq and is a predicted model, not a curated record. Gene Ontology annotation, biological process: actin filament organization. NCBI's taxonomy places the organism in Eukaryota, Metazoa, Arthropoda, Insecta, Hemiptera, Phylloxeridae. Gene Ontology annotation, cellular component: actin cytoskeleton.